Molecule: messenger RNA, 2157 nt
Organism: Tupaia belangeri chinensis (Chinese tree shrew)
Lineage: Eukaryota; Metazoa; Chordata; Mammalia; Scandentia; Tupaiidae
Gene: RMDN2
Product: regulator of microtubule dynamics 2
Exons: 11
Coding region: 147-1853 (568 amino acids)
Cellular component (GO): mitochondrion; mitotic spindle pole; cytoplasm
Molecular function (GO): microtubule binding
Source: RefSeq, a predicted model, not a curated record
UGUCAUCACACUCUGUUAUUGCCAUGUUGAUUCCACCUCCAGCACAAGCAUUCAGUCUUCUGACCUGUUCCACCACACAGGGCGUUCACGGCUUAAGGGUGAUGGCCUAAAGGGAAGGGAAAGGCAUACUUGGGAUUAAAUUCAAAAUGGGAAAGUGCCUAAGCUGCUGCAAAGAAGACCAGAACUUCCAACAAAAUCGUUUUGAAGAUCAAGUUAUUUCAGAACCCCAGCAUUAUGGAGCCUCUUCUAGUUCACAACCAAGACCAUCUCUCGGUCUUAAAACAGCUCAUUGUUCUGCAACGCUUAAAGUCAGUUCACACAGAGGAAGUAGAAAGUUAUCUUCUCUGUCAAGUACCUCUUCAUUCAAAAGUGCUCGUUCAUUUUUCUCUGAAAGAAGACAAUCUUUAUUCGCUCGAUUCCAAGGAGACCAUACUUCCCUUUUUCGACAACAAAGUAGAGCUAAUUUUGAUUAUCAAGACCUAAAUUUCAAUAAAGUUCAAUCUUCCUCAGAACAUUUUGAUGGCUUUAGGUCCCAAAGACUUUUCUCUUCCCCUAAGCUAAGUAUAGUUUCCUGUCACAAGAGUGCCUUGUUUUUUGAUCCUCAAUCAAGUGAGACCAUGAUUAAUGUAAAUGAAAUUGAAAUCUUUUCUAAAAAGCCAAAUGAUACUGAUGUUCAAAGACAUAUAACCUUCUCUGCUCCUGAAUGUAGCAGUGUACAUUUUAUGAAUACUGAAGCAGGAACUGCUUCUUCACUCAGGCGAAGUACUAAUGAUAAACUCUCCAGUCAACAAAACACAGCAUCCUUUUCUCGUCCAAUUUGUACUUCCUCUGCCUGUCAGCCAAAUGGAAUUACCACUGAUAUUCAACAAAGUGGCCAAUUAAGUAAAGAUCAACAGCAUCCCUUUCAAAAUGUAACUUCCCAUCCCCGCCGUAGUGUUGGAUUUUCUUCAUCUUGUAGAAGUGCUGGUAGCCUUAUCCCACGUCAAAGUGAAGGCCCCUCCGAGGAUGGAAACUGUCCUGUCUCGUCUCAAGAUGAAGCCAGGUCUUCACCUUUUGAAAUUCCUAAAAUAAGGUACACUACAGCAAAUACUGACACCGAAGAGCAGAGUUUUCCAAUCCCUAAGGCAUUUAACACACAUACAGAGGAAUUAACUUUAGAUGUUCUUCUGCAGAAGGCAGAUCACUUACGUGUGAAUGAGAAUGGCAAAGUGGAGAGUUUUGAACUACUUUGUGACCACAAGGAAAAGUUUAGAGAUGAAAUAGAGUUUAUAUGGCGGUUUACUCGUGCGUAUGGAGACAUGUAUGAGUUAUCUACAAACACACAAGAAAGGAAACAUUAUGCUAAUGUUGGAAAAACUUUAGGUGAAAGAGCUAUUGCUAGAGCACCUACGAAUGGAUAUUGUCAUCUGUGGUAUGCAAUUUUAUGUGGCUAUGUGUCUGAGCUUGAGGGCUUACAGAGCAAAAUCAACUGUGGAUAUCACUUCAAGGAGCAUCUGGAUAUAGCAAUCCAACUUUUACCUCAAGAACCUUUACUGUAUUACCUCAAGGGAAGAUACUGUUAUACUGUCUCAAGACUGAGCUGGAUUGAAAAAAAAAUGGCUGCUACUGUCUUUGGUAAAAUACCAACUUCAACUGUACAAGAAGCUUUGAAUAAUUUUCUUAAGGCUGAAGAACUACACCCUGGUUACUCUAAGCCCAAUUACAUGUACUUGGCAAAGUGUUAUAUUGAUCUUGGGGAAAAUCAGAAUGCUUUGAAGUUCUCUGAUUUGGCGUUAGUGCUUCCUGUUGUUACCAAAGAGGAUAAAGAGGCACAGAAAGAAGUGAAAAAAAUAAUUACUUCCUUGAAGAGGUAAAUAAAAGAGCUUACUCUUCAACAAAUCAGAUGUGGUCCACUAAAAUUUAAACUAAUCAAAGUUGUGUUUUAUUAUACUUUCCUCUUUUUUGAUGUACGGGUGAUAUGCUCGGAUUUGAAGGUAAAACCAUGUAUCUGCAGAAUGCAUUCCACUGGUGGCACUGCAAAGUUAAUCAUGUUGCUUGGAGACUUUACUAUAAUGUCAAAACAUAAUGAUCCAUAAACAUGUAUGCUUUAUAUUUUUCCUAUCGAUAAACCAUAGCCUUCAAAAUAUUUCUUUAAAUAAAAUAUUUAAAUCAAUCCAA